This is a messenger RNA of Penicillium macrosclerotiorum, 2079 nucleotides long. Its product is annotated as lysophospholipid acyltransferase family protein. The transcript has a single exon. Gene Ontology annotation, molecular function: glycerol-3-phosphate O-acyltransferase activity; glycerone-phosphate O-acyltransferase activity. Lineage: Eukaryota; Fungi; Ascomycota; Eurotiomycetes; Eurotiales; Aspergillaceae. The coding region runs from base 1 to 2079 and encodes 692 amino acids. Gene Ontology annotation, cellular component: endoplasmic reticulum membrane. Gene Ontology annotation, biological process: phospholipid biosynthetic process. The record is from RefSeq and is a predicted model, not a curated record.
AUGGCGGGCCGAUCGGAGUCCCGCCGGAUGAUCCCUUGGCUGUAUGAUCUCGUUCUCUGGCUCUUCACCUGCGCGCUUGAUCUCUUCUUCCGUGAGAUCUAUCCUCGAGGAGCCUGGAGAAUCCCCGAACGAGGACCAGUGUUGAUCGUCGCUGCGCCGCAUGCGAAUCAGUUCGUUGACUCCGCAAUUUUGAUGCACCUGCUCAAGUCCCAGGCCAAGCGACGUGUCUCAUUUCUGAUCGCUCAAAAGUCGAUGCAUGAACCCUAUGUGGGGACACUGGCAUCCUGUAUGGGUGCUCUACCCGUUGUCCGAUCGAUGGACUUGACCAAACCGGGCAAAGGCACUUUGUAUCAACCCGAGCCCCAGAGCGACCCGGCCUUGAUCCAUGGGGUCGAUACGGAUUUCACACAGUCCGAUUUCAUGGCCGGCGGGUCAAUUACCGUGAAGGGCCGGGACGCCCCCGAAACGGCCUCAAUUGAAGAGAUCUUGGGGCCCACUUCCCUUCGGCUCAAGAAGCCCUUCGCAUCCCGGCUUCCCGAUGAUCCCGGCCGGAAAGGAACCCGAUUUAAGAUCGCUCCUCAUGUCGAUCAAAGCCAGAUGUUUGAUGCCGUCUACAAAGAGCUCUCAAAUGGAGGUUGUAUCGGUAUUUUCCCGGAAGGUGGCAGUCACGACCGUUCCAACCUGUUGCCCUUGAAGGCCGGUGCGGCUUUGAUGUCCCUAGGAGCACUAGCGCGCGAUCCAGGCUGCGGAUUAUCCAUCAUUCCCUGUGGCAUGAACUAUUUCCAUGCACACAAAUUUCGCUCCCGUGGUGUCAUUGAAUUUGGCCGGCCCAUUCAUGUUCAUCCCGACCAAGUUGAAGCUUUCAAGGCCGGUGGCACGAGCAAACGUAAUGCCGUCGGCUCGCUGCUUGAAACGAUCUACGAGGGUCUGGAGUCUGUUACUCAAAUCAGCCCUGAUCACGAAACCCUCAUUUUGGUUCAGUCUACGAGGAAAUUGUAUAACCCUAUCAGCAAGAAAAUUCCACUUCCGCUUGUGAUUGAGUUUAAUCGCCGGUUGUUGAAGGGAUACACAAAACAUCGUGAUGACCCCCGAGUCCAGGGUCUUAAAAAAGCCGUGACCGAGUACAACAGACGUCUUGAAUCCUUGGGUAUCAAGGAUCAUCAAGUGGAAUGGGGUAAUGUGGAGGAGAAGCCCUGGUGGCUUACCUUAAUCACCUUGGUUUAUCGCCUGUGCAAACUUUUUGUUCUAAGCUUUGGAACACUGCCUGGAGUCCUUCUCUUCUGGCCCGUGUUCGUUACGACCAAAGUGAUUUCCGAAAAGAAACGACGGAAGGCGCUGGCAGCUUCUGUUGUCAAAUUGCAGGGACAUGAUGUUGUUGGCACCUGGAAAAUUCUUGUUGCCAUGGGGCUGGCACCAACUCUGUACGCUUACUACACGAUUAUUGUGACAUUCUGGCUUCGCUACAACCGUUACGACGGACACUACUCCCACUCUGUUCCCUGGUGGACAACGGCACGGACCUACGUUCCUGAUUUCAUCCCCUUAUGGAUGUUUGCCGUUGGAUUUUUUGGGCAUAUGGUUUUUGUCAGCUAUGCAGCUCUUCGAUUUGGCGAAGUUGGCAUGGAUAUUAUCAAGUCUUUGCCGCCGCUUUUGGUGGCUCUCAAUCCGCUGUCCUCUUCUUCUCUGAUUGACCUGCGCCAGCACCGGGAAGCACUUUCCGAGCGUGUCACUCAGACUAUCAACGAUCUUGGCUUCGGCAUCCUGCCAGAUGUGGACGCCGAAAUUCCCACCGACACCUAUAAACUGGAUGCUUACCAGUCUUACCUCAAGAGCAUGCCUCCAAGUGAACCCUCGAGUCGGGAGCGCAGUCGCAGCCGGUCGAAUGGCCCUAAUGGUGACUCUCUGAAAGCCCUCAGCUCUAUUAACUCAGAAGGCGACCUGAAAGAAAUCGAUCGCAAGAUCGAGACCAACUUAAAGGGAAGAGGACGGCGGUCUAAUACUCUCAGUUCUUAUGAGACAGGCGAGUCGAUUCUCAAGUACAAACCCCCAAUAGAUCCAGAAGACAAGAAGCGCAAGUGA